Messenger RNA from Rubroshorea leprosula, 1108 nucleotides. Lineage: Eukaryota; Viridiplantae; Streptophyta; Magnoliopsida; Malvales; Dipterocarpaceae. The record is from the annotation of a GenBank genome assembly.
AGGAGAGUUUUGAGAGACUAGUGGCAGCCCUCUUUUGGGCAUUAUUGGAGAUCAAGAUUGAGGUUCUAUCAACAAUAGAAGAUCAAGGAGUUCGAUUUCCUCAAAUUAGGUCUAACUAUGAAUCGAGUUGCCAUAGGUACUUAUGUGAGUUAUCAUUGGCUUGCGCCAGAGAUAAGAGCACAAGUUGAAGCAAUAACUAUCAAUUGGGAUGCAGAACUUGACAAUGAUGAACUUGAACGAAUUCAAGUAGUCAUUGAAAGGAUUGAAUUAAGGAAGGCUCGAAUAGAACAAUCAAAUAUCACUUGUGAAUGUCAGCAGUAUAAUUCUUAUCCCAAUACAUGCCAUUUUGAUCCAAACACCUCAUGGAAUGAUGAAGAUAUAUAUGAACCACAAUCAGGGUUUCAAGCUCCAGAAGAGGAGACAUGUUUGAAUAAAAAUCUGGAGGUUCAAUCAAGUCAUUUGCUCAACUUAGCUGCUGAAGAGGUACAAGGACAACUUGAAGAAGUGGAAAACAUGCUUGCAGAAGCUAAACAAGAGGAUGUCCCUAAGGAGGAAGAGGAAAAAGCUAAAGUGUCAUUUGAAGUGUUCAAUGGGGAGUCUCCUUUAACCAAAUCUGAUUUUAAUUAUUAUUUUGUUAUUGAUAUGGUUGAUGAGAUUUUGCAGAAAAACACUUAUAAGGAUCCAUUUGAGAUUUACCUUAUUCAAGCAAAGAACCCAAUCAAAAAAUACAUAAAUUGCUUGAACACGUCAUCUUCCUUGGAAUCAAAGGGGGCACUUCUAGAAGAAUUGGGAAGGCACAUCUACUGGCCUAAACCUAAACCACCUCAAAAUCGUCAUUGGAGAAAAUCUUAUGGUGGAUUCAACUUUUUUUUUUUUGAACAGCAUGGUGGAUUCAACUUAAGGGCAAGAAAGCCAAGAUUUAAAAAAACGAGAGGACAUGCCCUACGACUUGAUCCAAAACCACCUUGGAGUGGUAGAAAGUCUAGUUAAUGACUAUAAAAUAAGCACUUCUUGGGAGGCAACCCAAGCAUAAAAUUUUUCUUUUCUUUUGUUUCUUUGUCUUUUAUUUUAAUAGUUUAGAUUUUUUUAAAAAAUCAUUUUCUUUUUA